UGCUCGGGAGGGGGAGGAAAGGGGGAGGGAGGAGGACGGAGGGAGGGGCGGCGUGACUCAUGGAUUCCGCGUGGGGCCGGCCCCUCCCCUCAACCCCCUCCGCGUGGGGCUGAGGAGGAGGAGGAGGAGGAGCUCCCCGCCUCCCUCCCUCUCUCCCUCCUGCCCCGCCUCGCCUUGGCGGGCGCACCUGAAUCGGAGCAGCAUCGCGGACGAGGCAGCCGCAGCCGGAGCAGCCCCGGCGUCCGCCUAUGGGGCAUGGAGGCGGCGGCGGAGGAGGCGGCGGAGAGCAGCAGCAGCCACAGCAGCCCACACGCGUCCCCGGCUAUCCUGCGGGUCAGCCUCGCCGUGGAGGAGAGCAACGUCCUGCCGGGGGCUCUGCAGCUGAUCCGAAAGCUGAGACCGCAAUGGGAGAGCCAGCGGGUCAGAACCAAGGUCUUCACUGAAGGCAUCACCAACAAGCUCAUGGCUUGCUUCAUGGAUGAGAACAUGAAAGACGCAGUCUUGGUACGAGUGUACGGCAGGAAGACAGAGCUGAUUGUGGACCGAGCAACUGAGCUGCGGAAUUUCCAAGUGCUUCAAGACCAUGGCUGUGCCCCUAAUCUCUACUGCACCUUUGAGAAUGGCUACUGCUAUGAGUUUGUGCCAGGAAAGGCCCUGGGGCCAGAACAUAUCCGACAGCCAAAUAUGUUCAGGCUAAUAGCCCAGGAAAUGGCUAAAAUGCACCGGAUCCAUAACAAUGGGAGCCUCCCCAAGCCCUGCCUGUGGCACAGACUGUAUAAGUACUUUAACCUCGUGAAAACUGAAUUUACCAGAAAGACAUCAAAUCCCAGCCUCCAUCAGGAAAUGCACAUUCCCAGUCUAGAGGUGUUAGAAGAAGAAAUUCGCUGGAUGAAAGAGCAUCUCUCUCAGCUUCGAUCUCCAGUAGUCUUUUGCCACAAUGAUCUUUUGAGCAAGAACAUCAUCUACAACAAAGAAGAAGGUCAUGUCCGGUUCAUAGAUUAUGAAUACACUGGCUACAACUAUCAAGCAUAUGACAUUGGGAAUCAUUUCAAUGAAUUUGCUGGGUUGAAUGAGGUAGAUUACAGCCUGUAUCCAAGCAAGGAGGUUCAGAUCCAAUGGCUGAGAUACUACUUGCAGGCCUACAAGAGACUAGGUCAAGAGGACCAAGAAGAAGGAAGCAAAAACAGAGGAGGGAGUGGAACUGUUCAUGAAGAAGAACUGGAGAGCCUCUAUGUGCAAGUGAACCAGUUUGCUUUAGCCUCCCAUUUCCUGUGGGCUUGCUGGGGAUUGAUUCAAGCCCGAUUCUCUACCAUAGACUUUAAUUUUGCCAGGUAUGCGGACAUAAGAUUUAAACAGUACUUUAAAACAAAGCCUGCGGUGGCAUCCCUAAGAAUGUGAAAAGUGAAGUUAAAGUCUAAAAUAUCUUCUGGUACUCAAGAUUCCAAUCCUAUUUUCUCUGGUGUAGAGCACCGGCCACUCUGUCCUCCUGAAGUUGUUUCAAUGCUAAGUGGUCAGACAUCAUGAAACAGGGAUGGAAAAGGAAAGCACACCUUCUAUGAAGCCAAAAAAAAAAUUAAAACAAGCCUCCUCGAAUAUGGCUGUGCCAUCCAUGGAUUUGCUGCCACAUGUUUUUAGAAAGUGAUGUUAUGACAUGGCUGCUGAAGGGAGAUUUCAUUUACAGCCCCUGGGGUAUUAAGAACUUAUUCAAGUGCAUCUUGGCUUAAAGAGUGGGUGACAGAGAUGGCAAGUAGCUUGUUUAGAGAUUUAUGUAGGUCAAAAUCAGAUGAAAUAUCUUCUAUUCCUUGAUCGGGAAAAUCCAUUGGGUUGUACUCUUUUGACCUUAAGUUGAAAUGUUGAAUGUUUGCAUCUCUUUCCCAUCGUGAGUUCCCUGACUACGUAGAGAGACAAAAUCACAGCUCCACCCUCAGUUUCUUUGGAGUUUACUCAAAGAACCGGCAACACAUUCUUUGCUUGCCCAAAAAUUAUUUUUCAAAGCUAUAAAGGCAGCAGGAAAGCCCCAAACAUGAAAGAAAUGUGUGUCAUUUGGUCAAGGUAUUAGCUGAUGGAGGAGCACUCUUGGCCAUUAACUGGAAAAGAUGUAGUCUACACUGCAAGUGUUACAGUCACAUUUUUUGGCAUGUACAUGUAAAUGGUAAAUGUCUGCGAAUCAGUGGAAGCUCUAGGCACCUUUGGUUCAAGCUUGAGUACUUUGAAGGGAGCAACGUGUAACAACUAAAACUCUACUAGAUGGGAAAAGACACACACACACACAGCUGUAAUUUUAGGGGAGAAAAGAGGCGGCUAUAUCAAGUUUCCUCCAUAUUCAAUUAUCACAGUAGAUGUGUGGAAUAUAUUCACAGGUCUCCCCAAUUUUGGUUCACUGCCAUUUUAAUGUGGCACAACAGUGGUUGCAUUACUGCAAAACAAUUUAUCUCAUUGUCCAGAUCUCCCCCAUGGGUUUGAGCCAUUCAGUAUUUUGAGCAUGUGACAUGAGUUAUUUCCCCUUGAGAGUGGAGCAGCUUUUUAAAAAAUGAUAAUUUGUAAGAAUGGCCAUGCAGUUAGUGGAAAAUACCAAGCCAAGGGAAGUCUCACAGCAGGGUUCUUGACCCAGGUUGGCUACUUGUUGGAUGAAUGUUUCACUGAAAAUUUAGCAUCACACUGAAGAAGUAAAUGGUUUCAUUUAAAAUGUCAGUCCUGUGGCAAACUAGUGUAGAGAAGCCCAGAGAGGAAAGCCUGAAUUUCCCUCAGCACCUCGCCUUACUUAGUUUGUAAAUAGACGUUAUAGUCCUUAUUAUUGCUAGAUUGUUCAAAACAAAACUGGAACCAACUUGAAACAUUCCAUAUGAACUGUUAACAUCUCACAUGGUGCUUUGCCUCACAAGAAGGCCAUUUGGGUUCUUUCGACAAGAGGCCCAAACCUAGGCCUGCCUUGUACAAGUUCUCCAGUCAGUAUGUGGAGAAUGUGGCUUCUUGCACACCCUGGGCAUCUUUCACUUCUACUUUCUCCCAGUAUGGAGGAAAAAAGGAUAGGGGAGGCACUGUGAGAAUGGAGAGUGCAGUGUUCCACUUUUCAGUCUAGCUAUGAUUUGAGUCAAUGUAGUGCAAAGGUACUAAAUAAUAUUUUACUACCUAUGUAUAUUUUCCGUCAUGAGCUUUUAUUAUGUUUAGUCAAGAACCUACAAUCUUUCACUUCUUGGUGAUGUUUCUGUUGUUUACUGGGGUCUUAACUAUUGUCAGUGAUCAUAUUUCAAUGAAUAUAUGCUCUGAAACAAAGAUAGAAACAAUCUCCUGCAGUCUUUUAAUUAGAUGUGCUAUUAUAAUUAACUUCCUAACCAACAGCUCUCCAAUGAUCUUAUUUCCUGUGGUUUGUCUGCACUGGAUGUACCUGGUGUCAUUAAGCAUCACCUUGAAAUUGCCUCUACCAAGAUGGAGACUUGUUUUCCCAUUAGUUAGAAAAGCCAAAAAAUGCAAAGUUGAGGAAAUGGUACAUGUCCAAGCAUUGAAUAAACAGCCUCAACCAUUUCCAUCAUUGGCUAGCUUGCCAAGGGAUGGUGGGAGUUAUGGACAAAAGCAUUUCAAAGGCCAAAAGCUUCCCACCCCGGUACAGAGGCCAGAUUUGGGAUUAUGUAAAAAUAUAUUGCAUGGCUUUUUAAAAAAGAAAUCUUCUUUGCCAUCCUGAAAUAUUUAAAUGUUUAACAUGUCUUUUUUUUUAAUGUACUGCAUUUGGUCCAUUUGGCCAUAGUGUGCAAAGAUGGCAAAAGUGAUGUCACAGCAGUUUAAAAGUCUGUCUAGACUAUAUAAAAACAAGGCCUCUUGGCUAUUGAGUGUGUACUUCCCACACAGUUCUAACAUAAACUGCCAGGUCUUGAGGAUCAGUCAAAACGAAACAUUAGUCAAGAAGACACAGUACAGAAAACUGUUUGGUUAGGUAUGUAGAAUAUCAUUUAGGUACAUUCUCCCCAAAACAGUUUUCAGCUUAAAGCAAACACCCAGGUGGUUGCAAAUUGUAUCACUCGUUUUAAAAGAUCCAAGCAUUAAAAUAUCUCAGGAUACCGGGACAUACUUGCUAUGAACAGUGAAGGCAACAGGACACUUAAGUUUACUCCACAGCAUUAUUUUUAAAGCACAUACACUAUGCUUAUUUAUGUUUUUAUGUGUAUAUGAGCCAGAGUGUGUAGAAAUUACUUUUUUUAGACUUACAUCUCCCAGCCAGCAUGGUGGGAGAAUUAAGAAAAAUGUGGUCUAAAAGUAACUUCCAAGCUUCCAUCUCACAUGCUCAGAAGCAGGUUUUACUUGAAGAAGGAACUGGGUAGCAUCUCACCAUUGUCAUUAUUAUUAUUUGCCCUACAGGAUAGCUAUAAACAAACAUACAAAAAUGUGACGUUGGCAUCUGAACACAAAAGAAAUGAAGACUUGUAUGUCUGUGCCCAUAUUUAAUAUUGUACUGUCGAUACACAAAUACUAUCUUUACUGUGUAGUUUGGUAACGUGAUUUGGUAAUGAAAUAUGACUUAUUUUCAA
Anolis carolinensis (green anole) is the source of this 4520-nucleotide messenger RNA. RefSeq names its product ethanolamine kinase 2 (gene etnk2). Gene Ontology annotation, biological process: phosphatidylethanolamine biosynthetic process. The transcript is spliced from 8 exons. Gene Ontology annotation, molecular function: ethanolamine kinase activity. Bases 256 to 1398 code for a protein of 380 amino acids. NCBI's taxonomy places the organism in Eukaryota, Metazoa, Chordata, Lepidosauria, Squamata, Anolidae. The record is from RefSeq and is a predicted model, not a curated record. Gene Ontology annotation, cellular component: cytoplasm.